UUAUAUUUAUGAGUUUAUUAAAUUGAAAUUGUAAGUUCAACGAUUAUUUUCAUCGGUGCUCGCUGAAAUUGAAAGCUUUUACGUUCUAUUGAGCUCUUUAACGUAAUGUACAAAUCGUUAUACGACUACAAGACCGGAGAUAAGACUCAACUCAAAGUACGGACAGGACAAACUUUUGAAUUUGUCAAAGCACACGAUGAACACUGGUGGUUGAUGACAUGUCAGGAGAAUGGCAAAACAGGUCUUGUCCCCAGCAGUUUUUUAACUGAACUUAAGCAAAAAACUACCUUGGAAGAGAAAAGUUCCGAGCUUGACUCAAUCGAUCGAGCAAUCGAAGCCGUUCGCCGAAACUCUAAAAAGCCUGGCAAACUUGACAAGAAAGAACAAGCGAAGUUACAGAAAUUGAUCAAACAACGUGAACAAGUAUCUUCUGAAUAUUUAAAAGAGAAAAAUCUUGCCCAAAACAAGCAACAAUCAGGAAUGGGAACAGUAUCUUCUGAUCUUGGUUUCCCACUGCAACCUAACAGACCUGCUCCCGAUCCCCCAAUGGUUGGUAAGAAGAGAAAAGCACCCAUGCCUCCAAACAAUUGUAACAUUCCAUUAUCAAUUGGUAGUGAACUUGUAGAACAAAUUCGAAUAAGCACUCAACUCCCUUACACCAAAAGCAUAACGGCUGUGGAAACAUUGUUAUCCCAUAUCACAAAUCGUGUUCCAUCUCUUUCUAAAGAAGUUGACUACAUUUUAGAGUCAUUAUACUAUUUCAAGGAUAAUUCUUGCAGUGUUUCUGAUGAAGAACUGCUAAAUACACAUGAUGGUAUAUGCCUAAGGGCUCUAUUUGAUGAGCUGGUAAAAUGUAAGGAUGACUCACAGCAACGUAGCUGGGCUUUACACGAAGAUGAAGACACUAUAUCACAAUUUUUGACUGACAUCAUAUCAAUAUUGAAUGAUGCUAAUCCCAAUGUUUGCUUGGCCGCAAUAAGACAUGACUCAUACUAUGCACUAAAUGCAAUGGUUGAAUACUAUCAAAUGGAAACCAGGAGAACAUUACGUAUCCUUUUGCUUCAAGUGCUUUGUGGUUGUUGCAGUCUUGGUGCCGAGGUUUCUUCACAGUUACUUUGCACAGUCCUUCCUGUGGAGCUUGCACGUGAUAUGCAAACUAAUUGCAAAGAUAUUGACAAACUCUUGAAAUCAGCUCAGUUGUGCACCAUGAUAUAUUCAACUGGAGAAGCACUACCUUAUCACCAUUAUGAAUAUUUGAAUGAGGAAUUUGUAAAGUAUUUGGUGGCAAUGAUUGAAAAUCCUCCUUGUGAAAGUGAUGAUGAAGAAAUAUUUGUGAACACAUUUGUUACGUUGAUCCUCUCGUUCAACCAGCAUUUUCAAGAUGUGAAAAGCAACACAGUGAUGAAGAUAUUGUCAGAUAAAGGAACUUCGAAAGUUUUAACGGAAAAACUUAUGUUACUUGUCAACAGGGAAGAUGAUCCCGUGAAUAUAUUUGGCAACUUGAACCCAAUUCAAAACUCCUUGUUAAAGUUCUAUGAAGAUAUCUUCUCCAGUGAAAGUACUUCAGGGCUUUUCUUCACUACGGACCUUAUGGUGUUGAUUGACAUUGUAUUACGUAAAGUAUCUGACCUUUCGCCUGGUGAAGAGUUGAGAACAGAGUAUCUAUCAUUACUACACUCCAUCAUGAUGACAACAAAUUAUGGGGACUACAAAUAUCGUCAUGAAGAGCUUGGUAAAUGCCUGAGAAGAAUUAGCAAGGAGGAAGCUGCAGAUGUGGAAAAAGAUCAUCUUGUUGUUAAAGAAAUACUUCAAAAAUUUCCUGGUUUGUUCUGAUCAUUCUUCACUAAAAUAAUCUUCAUUGCACUAAUCGAUCAUCACAAUAAUUUAACCAACACAUAUCAAUUCAUCAAAUGGAGAAGCUUAAUAAAUUAUUAUCGUAUUUAUAUUAUGGUUCAAAAGUAAUACACCAAUUUAGAAAUAGAUUUUCAUUUUAUAUUUCUGUAUGCUGGUAUGAGCCUGGCUAACAAUAAAUUAUUUCAAUAGUUUA
Messenger RNA from Xenia sp. Carnegie-2017, 2047 nucleotides. RefSeq names its product NCK-interacting protein with SH3 domain-like. Gene Ontology annotation, biological process: endocytosis. The transcript has 12 exons. Bases 106 to 1833 code for a protein of 575 amino acids. Gene Ontology annotation, molecular function: Arp2/3 complex binding; protein binding. NCBI's taxonomy places the organism in Eukaryota, Metazoa, Cnidaria, Anthozoa, Malacalcyonacea, Xeniidae. The record is from RefSeq and is a predicted model, not a curated record.